Emericellopsis cladophorae is the source of this 3690-nucleotide messenger RNA. RefSeq names its product Polarized growth protein-like protein. Gene Ontology annotation, molecular function: protein binding. The coding region runs from base 1 to 3690 and encodes 1229 amino acids. NCBI's taxonomy places the organism in Eukaryota, Fungi, Ascomycota, Sordariomycetes, Hypocreales, Bionectriaceae. The record is from RefSeq and is a predicted model, not a curated record. Gene Ontology annotation, biological process: positive regulation of establishment of bipolar cell polarity regulating cell shape. The transcript has a single exon. Gene Ontology annotation, cellular component: plasma membrane of growing cell tip.
AUGCGAAUACAACGAGGACCGCGCUAUGCGGCGAAGCGCCUUGGGCUUGGACUAACUGCCUUCGCCGCCUGGGCACCUCUGGCAGCAAACUCUCUCACCUUCGAACCUGCACCAUCAGCAAAUCUCGACCUUUCAGAUCUCGGACGAAUUGGUGUCGCGGGUGAUUUCAAUGGCAUCUCCUUGUACGAGUACGAAGGCCAGAACGGCAGGCCUCCCAGCCGCAAUGGGAGCGAGUCCCUACUUGGCAUGCUCCCAAAUGGCGCGCUCACAUCCAUAGUAUCGGCGGAUGCUUCGAUACGCGCAAUGUGCACGUUCACGCUCAGUACCGGAGAACUGCAGGGUGUAGUUAUAGGCGGAAACUUUACGAGCCUGGACGGCAUCGAGUCGACUGCCGCUGCGCUCUACAACCCCGAGACAGGGAGCAUCAGCCCACUUGACGGGCUCAAAGGCGAAGUCAACGCUCUCUAUUGUGAUAAUGACCGAGACACGGUCUAUGUCGGGGGAAGCUUCAGUGGAGCCGCCUCGAGAAAUGCGAUUGCCUGGUACGCCGACCAAGGUUGGACCAACCUGCCCUUCGCCGGAUUCAACGGACCUGUCGAAGCCAUCUCCAAGUCCUCGAGUGGCCACAUCAUCUUCGGGGGCAGCUUCACAGGCUUGGGCAAUGCAAGUACGCCUCGCGAACCGGACGGCCAAGCGAUUAAUCUGUCAACUGCAAAUAUUACCGCUAUCAAUAGCGCUUCGGAUAACGGCAACCCACGGGACAUUGUUUGUGCGGGAGGCUCGGAAGAUGCAGGAACCUGGCUAGUCCAGGACAACACGCCUGGGUUCUGGGAGGCAGACUUCGGUUUCGGCUUCGAGCCUACGAAGCUCAGGCUGUGGAACGCGCGUCAGGACGGCCGUGGUACCAAGACCUUUCGUUUCCUCGCCUUCCCCAUCAACGGGAUCAUGAACCUUACAUACAUCGAUCCUGCUUCCGGGGAAAAUAGGACCUGCACCAGCCAAUGCCCUCUCAGCGACGAUGCUGAUGUCGAGUACCAGGACUUUCACUUUGUCAACAAGGUCGGGAUGAACAGGUUUCAGAUCGCCAUAUCGGAGUGGUACGGGUCUGGCGCCGGCCUCGCCGGCCUCGAGCUUUUCCAGGAUGAUGUUUUUGCAUACGCUGUCAAUGACUUUAACGAACCAUCUUGCGGUGGGAUCGAGCAUCCAGCUAAUGCGACAAAUACCGGUCCCUGGCGUGAGUCACCGUCACUCCAGAGCAGCUCGAAAUAUCUCACAGCAGAACUCGGCGAUGCCGCUUCCGAUUCGGCCAAGGUCGUCUUCGUUCCGAAUAUCAUUGAAUCCGGUAACUACUCUGUCAACAUGUACACUCCCGGCUGCGCCCCCGACGAAACCUGUGAUCGCAGAGGCCGUGUCAAUGUGACCGGGACCAUGUCCUCAAGUCGGGACGACGCAGAUUUCAGUAGCGUUCUGUACCAGACCAACAACUACGACAAGUACGACCAGAUCUAUUUCGGCUACAUUGAGAAGACCUCUGAGAGCUUCAAGCCCACUGUCACACUGUCGCCUUUCGAAGGGGAGGAUAUCGAUGACCAGAUCAUCGUUGCCCAGAGGGUCGGGUUCCUGUUGAUCAAUUCGACUGGUGGGCUUAAUGGCCUUUUCGACUAUGACCCCAGCAAUGCGGAGGUGGAUCCAUCCGAUUUCGCGGACUCCCCCGUCAACGAGCUUGGGGCCUCUUUCGACGAGAAGACAGGCGUCAAGACUCUUGUAGCCCACGACGACAUGAUGUUCGUUGGUGGCAACUUUACUUCAGCCGACCAUGAGAACAUCGUCGCUAUCACAAGUGACGACGAAGUACGCAAUCUCAACGGCGGACUGAACGGUCAGGUGCUCAGCAUGUACAGCAACGAUGGUCAACUGUAUGCUGGGGGUGAUUUUACAGAGUCUCAAGAUGAUGGCAGCAAAAGCCUGGAGCAUGUUGCCGUCUACAAUGUUGAGGACGACAGCUGGAGCCCACUCGGUGGUGGUGUAAACGGCAGGGUCCAGCACGUUGUACCUUUCCAAGUCAACCUCACGGAUGACAAAACUGAAAAUGCGAUCGCUUUCACCGGGUCUUUCACGGAGAUCAACAGCUUCGGAGACCACAAUUCCAUGACGGUGAAUGGGCUUGCCAUCUGGGUGCCAUCGGAAAAGAACUGGCUCCAAAACGUCGGAGGAUCAGCCCCGAUUUACAGUGGCAAGCUCGCGGCAAGCCUCCUGGACAUCCCAGAUGCUGACCCUCUGUAUGCGGGUUCAAUAUCUUCUGCUCAAGUUGGGGCCAACGGUGCAGUGACGCUCAACGACAAUGGUUUAGGCCAGUUUCCGCUGAUACUCGGAUAUCCCGCUGCAUCGUCUUCAUCACAAAACAGACGUCGGGAUCUCUUCUCCAAGGACUCCGCGGCCGGUGUCCUCACUGGAACAUUCUUUGACGACGACGACGACUUCAACCUGACGAUCCUAGCUGGUCACUUUACUGUCCAACCAUCGGAAGGCGAGACCAUCAACAAUCUCGUCAUUAUUGACGCCAACGACGAGGAUUCGAUCUCCGGCCUUGGCAGCGACAUCUCUGCCGAUUCAAGUUUCAUCACGGUCGAAGUCAGCGGGAAGACAUUGUACGCCGGCGGUCGAGUCAGCGGCACUGUCGACAACAACGAAAUCGGCGGCAUCGUUGCCUACAACCUCGAGUCGAAAGCUUUCGGCGUGCAACCGCCCUUGAUAACUGGGGCAAAUGCGACAGUUGCUGCCAUAAGUGCACGGCCCGAUCAAGACUCUGAAAUCUUCGUCGGAGGGUCCUUCACCAGAGCAGGUGCUCUGGACUGCCCGGGAAUCUGUCUUUACAACGUCGAGUCGUCUCAGUGGAUCCGCCCUGGUAGUAACGUGGGUGGAGAUGUGUACAGCCUGAUGUGGUCUGACAAGAAGACUUUGAUCGUCGGAGGGGACUUGCAGAACACCACCGGGCGCGUUCCCUUGGCAGUGUACAAGCCUGAUGACGAAGCCUGGGAGCCGUUUCCUUCCGCUGACUCUGUGCCCGGCCCUGUCCAAGUGAUGACACCAGGCUCAAGCGACAGUGAUCAAAUCUGGGUCGCUGGUGUCAGCACUGAGGACAGCUCACUGUUUCUGAUGAAAUACGAUGGCGACGCAUGGCAAACCGCCGAGCACUCACUAGGGUCUGAAACCGUGAUCCGCAGCCUGCAAGUCUUUUCAACAACAGAAGGGCACGAUAAGAACGACCUCCUGAACGACAAGGAAGUACUGAUGCUCACCGGCUCUCUCCAACUCCCGGAUUUCGGCAUGGCAUCAGCAGCUAUCUACAACGGUACGGACUUUCAGCCUUAUGCCAUCACCACCAGCUCCAACGGCGACCCAAGCAUGAUUGCCAAGAUUUUCUCCCAGAAGGACAAUUUCUUCUCUUCCAGCGGGAAUAAUCACAUGGCUCUGGGCUUCGUCGUGCUGAUUGGUUUGGCCAUCUCACUCGGUAUCAUUCUGCUCAUUGUGGUGGCCGGCAUCGUUCUUGACCGCUUACGCAAGCGUCGUGAGGGCUAUACUCCCGCACCGACCUCGAUGUAUGAUCGAGGCAGUGGCAUCAUACGGGUCCCGCCGGGGGAGCUCUUCCAAUCCCUCGGGAGAGGCCGUUCCGGCGCACCCCAGGUAUAA